This is a messenger RNA of Saprolegnia diclina VS20, 1320 nucleotides long. RefSeq lists its product as hypothetical. Lineage: Eukaryota; Oomycota; Saprolegniomycetes; Saprolegniales; Saprolegniaceae. The transcript has a single exon. The record is from RefSeq and is a predicted model, not a curated record. Bases 1 to 1320 code for a protein of 439 amino acids. Gene Ontology annotation, molecular function: protein binding.
AUGGCGGACCUUCGCCGGCGCAAGAAGCCGCGGCCGACGGUCGACGCUUCACUUUGCCGGGCCGUGCUGCUCAACCCCGAGCUGCGUCUGCUCGUGCAUGCCUACCAAGAUGGCAUCUAUGAGGACCUCGCGCCGCUUGCUGCCGAGGCCAUGGGCAUACGACGACGCGGCUGCACGUGGCAAGCCGACACGACGCUGCAGCUGAUCUUGCCCGAACGGUACUUUGCCGCGUACCGGACGCGCACGCUGAGCUCCGACGACUUGUGCUUGGAGCCUGCGCGCCUUAACGCGCUCGCGCUGCACUUGGCGCUCUUUGAAGGCAACCUGCGCGUCGUGCAGCGAUGGCUCCGCUGCCACCCGACGCAUCUCACGCCGCGGGCCGUCGACUGCGCGACGCGGUAUGCGCAUAUGGAGCUCGUCGAGUGGCUGCUUGCGUGGACUAAAGGCACGUCGGCGGCAGUCGACUACGCGGCCACGAUCGGCCACAUGGGGCUGCUCACGCGCCUCCUCGCCGCGGCGCCGGGCUCGUUUCGAGCCAUGGACGCUGCCGCGACACACGGCCACCUUGAGGUGCUCUGGCAUCUGCAUACGCACACGUCGCUCAGCCCAAGCGUGUGCGCGAUCGACGGCGCCGCGGCGAACGGCCACUUGGAUACCAUCCGCUUCCUCGACGAGCAUCGGACGGUCGGUUGUUCGGUGGCCGCCAUGGACGCAGCUGCCGGGAACGGCCACCUCGACGUAGUGCGCUAUCUGCACACGUACCGUGAUGAAGGCUGCUCGGUCCGCGCAAUGGACUCGGCGGCCGCGCACGGACACUUGGAGAUCGUGCAGUGGCUGCACACGCACCGCCACGAAGGCUGCUCACGCCGCGCCAUGAACAGCGCAGCCACGAAUGGGCAUUUGGAGACCGUCCAGUGGCUGCAUCAACAUCGAAACGAGGGCUGCUCGACGCAUGCAAUGGACGGCGCGGCGGCCAACGGUCAUCUGGAGAUCGUCCGCUUCCUCCAUGUGCACCGACGCGAGGGCUGCUCGACGGCGGCCAUGGACGACGCCGCAAAGAACGGCUUCCUGAACGUCGUUCAGUGGCUCCACGAGCACCGUGUUGAGGGCGGUACCGAGGCCGGCGUCGCCGAAACGCGGGACGCGGGCUUUGACGACAUUGCAGAUUUCAUGCGGUCACAUUGCCGCACGGAUCUUCGCGUCGAGUGCACGUCGGUGGCCGACGACGACGAGUCGAGUGCGUCCGGCGACGACGACGUGCUCAUAAUGCUCUACGAAGAGGACGACGACCCCGACAACCCGCGCUGGCCCGUUUUUUGA